Molecule: messenger RNA, 1880 nt
Organism: Nerophis ophidion (straightnose pipefish)
Lineage: Eukaryota; Metazoa; Chordata; Actinopteri; Syngnathiformes; Syngnathidae
Gene: ubxn2a
Product: UBX domain protein 2A
Exons: 7
Coding region: 138-890 (250 amino acids)
Biological process (GO): autophagosome assembly; nuclear membrane reassembly; proteasome-mediated ubiquitin-dependent protein catabolic process
Cellular component (GO): nucleus; cytosol
Molecular function (GO): ubiquitin binding
Source: RefSeq, a predicted model, not a curated record
GUUACGACAGUAGGAGCCAAUUUACGUCGCUGCGUGACGUCAGAGCUGCUGCCAUAAACGAGUACGGUCGAUGCAGAUGUGUGUGUGUCCGCGAAGUGGCCGAGCAAAAUUCGAGCUGAUGGACAACACAAGUCGACAUGAUACACAAUGACGUGGAGAAUGAUGACAAUUGGGUUGCUAGCGAUGAUGAUGAAGAGGAGGCUCCGAUGAGAUGUAGUUUCUCAGUAGAAGACCUCCUGGACGAGGUGGAGAAGGUCUGUUACGAUGCCUCAGGGACGUCGAAGGUUGAGAUGGUGGUGCGCCUGUGGAAGGACGGCUUCACUGUCAACGACCAGGAGUUCCGUAGCUACUCGGUACCUGAAAACCAGCAGUUCCUGGACGCCAUCAAAAGGGGGGAGCUCCCGGCAGAGUGGGAGAGUCGGGCUGAGGAAGAAGAGCUGGAGGUCAAUGUGGAGGACCUGACAGAAGAAGCCUAUGUUCCCAAAAAGAAAGUUUUCCACCCUUUCAGCGGGAGAGGAUACCGGCUUGGCAGCGUAGCCCCCAGAGUUGUGGCCAGGUCGCCAUCUGUGCACGAGGAUGGAGAAUCUCCUCCUAUUCCCAUGGUAACGCUGAACCACGCCCUCCCCGUGACCUCGCUGCAGAUCUGGUUGGCUGAUGGCAGGAGAUUGGUGCAGAGGUUCAACCUAUCACAUCGGAUUGUCGACGUUCAAGACUUUGUGGCGCGCUGCCAGAGGAACUGCCCGCCUUUCGUCCUGACCACAUCGCUUCCCCUGCAGGAGCUGAACAACAAAGAGCUCAGCCUCCACGAGGCGGAUCUGUCAAAUGCUGUCAUCGUCCAGAGGCCUCUGGACACACAGGCGCCCUUUGGACACUCUGGAAUAGCACCUUAAAUCCUCUGAUUCCUUUGUGACCUUUCACCUGUCCUUCACCUACCUUUCAUUGUAAUCUGUCACUGUGGAAGUAUUGUGGGAUUAUUAACAAUCCUGUUUAUAUUUGGUGUUAAAGAUCACAUAAUACGCUAUAUUGCUUUCAUACUUAUAAUCAUAUAUAUGAAGUUCACCUUGUCUUUGGAGCUUAUGUAAGGUGCAAACUCUUUUUAUCUCGAUUAUACAGCCUGAAUCCGUUUGCAAAUGCUCUCAUCCAAUCAGAAGCAUAAUCAGAUAAAAAAGAAUGUAUACUUGCUCUUAGCUCACCACUAAAUGCUCCUCUUGUCUUUGGAGGUCUCCCAUGAGCAGACAGCAGCAUAUAUUACUGACUGACCACAAAUUUUAAAUAUAUAGAACUGGAUUGUUUAUCACACUUCUGUCUCCUGUUCAUUCAUGUUGUAUAUUUAUUGUGCUAUUAAAUUAAACAAAUGAAAAGCCCCAAAGACAGGAUUGCACAUCAGGUGUAAACGGGAUUGUGUCCAGUGCAUCAAACUGGUCAAAGGCGCUUGUUGUUGCUGGUUGUUUAGGGUCCGAUCCCCUCUGGAGGACAUUUUUUCUGCCAGAAAAAAAACCCUCAAUUUGAUCCCCGAUGCAGAUGGUAAUCAUCCUGGUGUCCAUCUUCUGGUUCAUAACAUUUAUGAACCCUUCCCCUCCCCUUCUCAUCCUGCACACAAACAUAUAAGGCCGCACCAAAAGAACGCACGUUAAGGUCUUCCCAAACUGUGAUUCAUAUUUUACUGCACUUUUGAAAGCCAGUAUGCUGCUUGUUUUACAUUGAAUCUUCAUGUUGCCUCUUUGCUCAUUCUGACAAGUUAUUCAUGGUAAUGUUUCAUUUAUAUCACACUAAGCUUGUUAUCAUGUACGAAUGUAUCAUAUUAUCUGCUUUGCAUUCUUAAUGUCCAACAUGGAGUUCAAAACUAAACUCACAAUACAGAAAAUGGAAUAUGAACAGUA